CAGUACAAUGUAUUCAGUAUUUCAGUGUUGUGUGUUUAUGUUUAUUGUUUUAAUAGUUAACAUGAAUAUGGUUCAAGAAGGAAAAUCCGAUUCUGCAACAAUAAGUUAGUUAGAUAUUUUGAAGAAAUAUUACUGGCACCCAUGUUUACUACACCGCCAGGUCACAAUCGUCAGAUAAAUACAAUGAUUAAUGAUCAAAUAUGAUUUUGUGAUAAUAGCAUAUAUACCUAUUAUACUUAUUGAUACAUAACUGUGAUGCAUUUAAAUUUUGAAAACAAUUCAAUGAGUCUGGAGUGACCUUAAAUCGAUUCGGACACACGGAUACCAAACGCACAAUUGGAAGCUCAACUAUACGCUCGGACCAGGUGCCUUGGUUACCUCCAACGUGGAAAAAAAAAAAAAUCUAAUUUGCGUUCAAAUUCGUUUCCUAUUCAAAUAAGGUUAAUUUUUAUACGAAUGUGUAAUGUGAAUUAAACAAGAAGUUACAAAGUGAUACAAUUGAUUUUCCUCGCAUAGAAAAAAUAAAAAAAUAAAAACUUAUCAAUCAGCAAAAUGAGUGGAGCUAUGAAAUUUGAAUAUGCUUUUAAAGUUAUACCUAUCAUUUCAAAAGAAGAAAUGACUGUGAUUGAGUUUUUACUAGAGUACUUUAUGCGAGAUGAACCACUGAAUGCAUCCAUGGAGUUGAUAAAAGAGAAAGACAUCGCUAAGAAUUUUAGAAAUUACAUAAGUGGAUUAUUCAAUAAUGGUUUKGCAUUUAAAGCAGUAUCUCCUAAUGGAGAUUUAAUAGGUGUCGUCCUAAAUAGUCUAACGUGCAGAGAAGACAGCGAAAAAAAUAAUGAAAGCGAAGAAGACGCAAAAGAUAACACCAAGUUUAGUAAUAUUACGAAGCUUUUAGAUAAAGUCGAGCGAGAAGCAGAUGUGUUCAAAAAAUAUCCAAACGUAGAUCGUGUAAUGGAUAUAAAAAUAAUUUCUGUAGAUAAAUCAUUUAGAGGCCAAGGAGUAUGCAAAGCUCUAAUUGAUAAGACAAUAGAGUUAGCAUUGGAAAACGAAUGCCCAAUGGUUUAUGUGGAGUGCAGCAGUUAUUUUUCGGCUAAAGCAGCAGAGAGACUGGGUUUCGAAUGCAUUUAUACUUUGUAUUUUCGAGACUAUUUGGAUGAAAAUGGUGAAGUCGUAUUUAAAACUUCUCCUCCUCACGAUUCUUCAAAGGUAUUUGUAUUAAAUUUAUAAGAAUAAUACCACAGUCCAUCCUAAAUAAGUAGUAUCAAAUACCUAAUUUUAGCUUUUCGUGUAUACUUUCUGUUAUUUAAUAAAAAAAAAAAAUUAUUAUGUACCAUAUGUGGUAUAUUUUUGCUGUACCUAUACUUAA
Messenger RNA from Diuraphis noxia (Russian wheat aphid), 1366 nucleotides. RefSeq names its product arylalkylamine N-acetyltransferase 1-like. The record is from RefSeq and is a predicted model, not a curated record. NCBI's taxonomy places the organism in Eukaryota, Metazoa, Arthropoda, Insecta, Hemiptera, Aphididae. Gene Ontology annotation, molecular function: N-acetyltransferase activity.